Molecule: messenger RNA, 2532 nt
Organism: Ectocarpus siliculosus
Lineage: Eukaryota; Phaeophyceae; Ectocarpales; Ectocarpaceae
Source: the annotation of a GenBank genome assembly
AUGCCCAACCGCAAAGGACGGCACACUGCCGCAGCGCCGUCUUCUCUACCCACCGAGAGCGCACUCCCGCCCCCACCAGCCUACACGCAGCCUGCCCCGGGCGGCGGCGGGAGUCGGGGGCGACGAGCUCGGAACGAUGGUUCGGACGUGCCGAGCUACAGCAGUCGAAGAGGGAGUGGCGAUAGCGCCGGGGCGAGAGACGGAGGGGCUAGAAGAGCAGGGUCGAAUCCGACGGGAGGCUCUCAUCGAGGUGGUGGCGGAAAUGCCGCUGUGACGAACCAAAACGGAGAGAGGGUAGAUGUCGGUCGAAAUGGGCAGGGCGGCGGCGGCGGCGGCGGCGGCAGCGGCAGGCGGGUCGUGCAUCGGGUGGGCAUGGAUUGCCUGAGCCCGAUCAACGUCUCCAGGGCAGAGGGGGCUUCCAGUGGCGUGAUUACGCCGCUCCACAGCGGGAAGAGCGGGCUGUCGUGCACCACGUCCAUCGGGCCGGCGCAGUACAUGCGCGAGGAGAUGCUCACGCCGUCCCCGCCGCCCAACUGGGGACAGCACUUCGCGACAACGACCGAGCGCGAGCCGGGAGAAAUGGAGUUCAAAGACGAGGAGGAGCGCGCUCGGGCUGCCAUGACUGAUCGGGAGGCUGACUUGGAGCUGGGCGAUAGUGGCUGGUGCGAGGUUCGCAAGACGCGUUACAUCAACUACAUCACGGUGACCUUGACGCACGUGCUCAUCUUCCUCGUGCUGGGUACCCGAGGGUACACCAUCGUUCGCGACACGCUGAGCGACGGGUACUACCUUCGAUGCGUGGCGUUUUUGUACUAUCUUCCAGCCUACGUUUUCAUGCUCUUCAGCAUCGACUACCUCCUAGCACAGUUCAUCUACGCGCUAGGACCGAUCGCCCACAUGCAGGAGAACUCCAAGUACUUCAGCAGCAAGCCUUGCCCCCGGCCGGCGGUGAUGCCUAGAGUAACCAUACAGAUGCCGGUGUACAAGGAGAAUCUCGUGGAGACCAUCCUGCCGUCCAUCCAGUCCGUCAUGACUGCCGUGCUGCACUACAAGAAGAUGGGGGGGGAGGCGAACCUCUACAUCAACGACGAUGGCUUGCAGGUCAUCUCGGAGAAGGAGCGCAACGCACGGGUGUUCGCCUACAAGAGGCACGGCGUGUCGUACGUGGCGAGGCCGCCGGCGUCCAUCCGCCCCCGGAAGGGCCUGUUCAAGAAGGCCUCCAACCUCAACUACGGGCUGAACGUGGCCAUCAGGGUGGAGGAGAUCAUGGCGGAGUCUGGCGGCCAGGUCACGGACCCUGUCGAGGCUCUUCAGCUGGUGAGCGGGGAGUUUAACGAUGAGUUCUUCGCGGGGGGCGAUGUGCGCAUUGGGGACAUCGUCCUGUUGGUCGACUCGGACACUCGAGUGCCCGAGGAUUGCCUGUCCAAGAGCUCAGGCGAGUUCGAGCGGUACCCCCAGGUGGGGUUCAUGCAGUGCAAGACCACGUCCAUCCGCAUCCACAACAACUUCUGGGAGAACAUGAUCGCUCGUUUCACCAACGACGUGUACAGCGUGGGUAUUGCCAUGGCCGUGUCGUCUGGCGACCCCGCUCCCCUGGUUGGCCACAACGCCUUCCUGCGAUGGUCGGCCAUCAGGGAGGUGUCCUGGGUGGACUCGAAGGAUGGGGAGCGUAAGUUCUGGUCGGAGGCGCACGUGAGCGAGGAUUUCGACCUGGCUCUUCGGCUACAGGCGCGUGGCUACAUCGGGCGUUACUGCACCUACACCGGCGAAGGGUUUCAGGAAGGCGUUUCGCUCACGGCGGCGGACGAAGUCAUCCGUCUCAGGAAGUACGCCUACGGCAGCUGCGAGAUCAUGCUCAACAAGUUCACGAAAUGGCCCUGCUCCGGGCCCAUCACGUCCAUGUUCUGGCGCUACUUGCUGGCCGGAGGGGUGCCCUUCCCGGCUAAGAUUCGCAUGAUCGCCUACCUCUGCACGUACAUCUCCAUGGCCUUCGCCUUCUACGGCAUAGUGGGCUACCUGGCGGUGUGGAUCGUGCUUCCCGCGGCCCUCAAGUUCCUCGUCAACCCAUUCGACAUCCUCAUCACCGUGUGCUUCGUGUUCGGCGGGUGCUCCGUCUUCGGCGUGGGCAUGAUCACGUACCGGAACGGGUACUCGAGGAGAGCAUCGCUGCUUCGCUCCUUCCUGGACCAGCUCGUGAACGCGCCCAUCAUGCUCCUCUUCUUCUCGCACGUGCUGUGGCAUCUCACCGUCGUGUGCUUCAGGUAUUUCUUCGGGAUGACUGUGGAAUGGUCAGCCUCGGUGAAGGAAGUUUCGCAAAACGACUUCUGGACGGAGGUGGUCAACACGUUCCGGCGGUAUGGGCGCACGUUCCUCAUGAUGAUGCUCUUGGCCGGGCUGUUCGUGGGGGUCAUGUGGUACUUCGAGGUGGGGUGGGACAUCAGGGUAUACCUGCCUACCUUCAUCUACAUCGGGUCCCACAUUCUGGGCCCCUUCCUGCUGAACCCUGUCAUCAUGCGCGGGUACUACUAGACG